Suillus clintonianus is the source of this 2304-nucleotide messenger RNA. RefSeq lists its product as uncharacterized. The coding region runs from base 1 to 2304 and encodes 767 amino acids. NCBI's taxonomy places the organism in Eukaryota, Fungi, Basidiomycota, Agaricomycetes, Boletales, Suillaceae. The transcript has 7 exons. The record is from RefSeq and is a predicted model, not a curated record.
AUGAAUAAAUGUGUUGCCAUUAUUUGUCCCAUUCGAAGCAGCCAUAUUCGUGCUACUAAUCAGCCUAUUGCUAUAGCUUCUAUCCCUGCUCGAACACGCCUCCCAUCUGCUGGAAUAAUGAGCAAGGCAGGGCCGCGUGUAAACGUGCCUUCGCACUCCAAUGUUGCCCCCUUUAAGCCCUCUAAUACCGGGAAUCCACGAUCGGCCCCUGUCGCAAAGAAAAGGAAGCCAGACUCGAGUGCAUCCACAACCACUGCCAAACGAGCCCGUCCGCUAGCGGGAUCCUCGAGGUUUCUCAACCCAUUCCCAUCCACGAACCCUGCAGAACCCCCCAAUGCUUUUGAGCCUGGAAUAAGUGUAGCAGAGUCGGAAGAACUCACGAGACAGCUGCAGCUUCGCCACCGCUACAGGACUCCGGAAACGAGAGAUGAGGACGAGCCUGACCGUGACAUGGAUGGGGUUAUAGAUGACAUUGACGCAUUGAUUGAUCCAAGUCUUUGCAAUGAGGACUCGGAGGACAACAGCUCAGUUAUGCUUUCUCCCGUCUCCUCCCCUCUACUACCCUACUCUCGGCCACUCGCGAGUCCGUUCAUUCCAUCUGGACGGACAGCCAUAACUAGCUUGCGUGUGUCCGCGACGCCAAGUUCUCGCCCUGCUUCAGCUGGCUCUUUCUUGCGAGGAUCCACUCCAUCGUCUGAUGCCGUCGGGAGUCGUGCAUCUUUGGUAACUCCAGCAAGCAGCGUGUUCGAACUGACACAUCGACCAUCUGUGCACCCUGCAAAGAAGAAUAAUCAGCCGGCAUUCCGAACUCCGGAGUUACCUACUACACAUCCAAGUCGGGCUGGUUUUUCAACAGGAAACGAGGUAGUACAGCGCCGUCCAGCUGCAUCAGGUACCGCCAAUCAACAGUCAGCAACUGCAUUUGCAAAUCCACGAGUACACACUACCGUAUUUUCGGACAGACUGGCUAAUCUUGAUUCCACUGUCCUGGACCUUGCUGCAAAAGUCGAUCGGUUGUCGUUGCAGUGCAGAUCAGCAGCGCUCGAACCUCAAGUCCAAUACCUUAUCGAAGAGAAUGAUAUCUUGCGAGCGACAGUCGAUAAACAUCACGUUUCGAUCAAGGAGCUACAAAAAACAGUCAACGCGCAACACAACUCAUUGCAAGAGCUCCUUACACUGAUAAAUACUCGUCGUCAGUCGGAAAGUGCUGUUCCGUCAGUCAAAUCUGUGGAGAAGGCAACCAAAGCGGUCCGAGACAACACUUUCAAUACUGCCAUUAGACAGACGUUCUUGCACGCAAUGGGAAUAUCUGACUCCAAACUGGCUGCAGCCCUCGAGUCUCUUGAGGAAGGUGUUUUUUGGCUUAAUUGUCCAACUCGAGGAGCCGUGGUUCUCCGUCCGAAUUUUGAUUCUUCAUGGACGGAAAAUGCUGCAUGGAGGGAAGACAUGAUCCGAUAUGUCCGGCAAAAGGCAUGCGACGUGUACGGGCAACUGCGUGAAGAACACCUGAAGAAGAAAAACGAUGCCGACAUUACGAAGCAGUUGAAGGAAGUAUUCGAGAAUAUGAAGGAUGUCAUAAAGAAGGGAGGAAAAGGGACUGAUGCGACAGAAGCGAGAAAUCGAAAGCAACGACAGAAUGCCCGAAAAGUUCGUAAAAACAAUGAGCGCGCAGCUGAAGAUGUGCGUAAGGAAACAAAGACGAACGAUCCCGAAUGGGACUGGUUCUAUCAAGCAUGCUACCAGUCUACAGACGAGUCGGACACUGGUCUGGUUGCGAAACCAUCAGUAGAUUUCGAAUCAGAUACAGAAAACGCACCCAAAAGACCCGCAAAGUCCAAGAACAUAGAUGCCACCUGGACCUCUCGGCCCCCGUCAUACCGAGAUACCCUGGUUAACGAGAAAGUCGUCCAAAUGAAUGUCCUAGUCAGCAAAAAACGAGUAGAACGGGGCGGAAGAAAUUUCAGUGUUCCUGUCGUUAGAGGCGAAGCUCGUGAAAAAGAUCUCCCUCGACCUGGAAAUGGAAAACCAAAGAUUUUGCGAAGGUUUGUUUGUCCUGAGUGGCUCGCCAAUAAUUCAGCGCAGGACGGUCCUACUCGAAUCUACCGGAAGGACGAAUCAGAGGAGAGCAUUACAGAUGUUCUCGUGGAUGGAACUCGAGAUCUCGCGCAUCCUCCAACUGACUAUGAUGGUAUGGAUGGUGGCACAGAAGCUUACGACGGUGAUGAAGAGGGUCUCGAAGAUGACGAAGGCAACAUGCGUAAAUCUGCAGGUACCAAUGAUGCAGACUUCGACGCUUCGGUAUAG